CUCAGAUCGACGUCACAGAGCUGUGAGUUCCAGAAAGAUUUAGAGGCAGUAGAAGUUGCUGCAUCUACAGUUUUGAGUCCGAUUUUGAGUUUGAUGUGCGAGGUCUCUUUAUCGAUUCAUUAGACUAAGUUUGUGAUAUUAGCACCACAGAAAAAUCAUUGUUUUUCCAAGAAAAUGGUACGUCGUGGGAGGCCUCCACGUGCAGAAGGUGUCGUGGAGGGGCCGGAUACUUCGGUGGCUCCGGUGAUCGAAGCAAGGGAGGAGGAGGGGGACGAGCACUCCGGAGAAGCAGCUUCAACUUUGGAACAGGUGGGAUCGCGAGUGUCGGUUGACGAUGAGCCAUCGCCCGCAGACGAUGGAAGUAGUGCUAAUGCAGCAGAGACCAGUGCGUGGCAAGAGCUCGUGGUUGCAGUGCGGAAGUUACAAAAGGCUACUGUAAAGAAAAAUGAAACUGGAAUUACUCAGUUGGAUUCGGGUCUAUCAAUUCGAGACGAGCUCUACAGACUCAAAGAAAUGCGCAAAGCGCUUGAGCGUCAAUUUCAUUCUGAUCAUGAUGGAUUGAAUCCUGCAACAUCUUCAACACUGAACAAAAUGAAAGAAGAAAUGGAGACUAUUCUUGCACAGAUAUCAGAAUGAAAAAUAUUGCCUUGCUGGUGAACAGCUUAAAUGAAUAAAUUCUUCGGUUAUGAAAAACUGAGAAAUCUACAUCCAGCAUGCGCCGAUAAGAACAAUAACAGCAAGUAUCAACUACAAUGGGCACAGGGAC
Amoebophrya sp. A25 is the source of this 766-nucleotide messenger RNA. Lineage: Eukaryota; Dinophyceae; Syndiniales; Amoebophryaceae. The record is from the annotation of a GenBank genome assembly.